AUGAAGGAUACCUGUAAGGACAAUUUGAUAUCCUCAAACAAUCAUUCACAUCUGACACUCGAUGACAGCGUCCCAUCGGAUGAUCAAAUGUUCGAGACAUACGAAGCAGGCCACCUGGUAGCUCUUGUUUUGGAAUUGGAUAGACCGAAUCCACUUUUCCGAUCUCCGAUUGGCAAAGACCCUAAGCACAUACUUGACCUUGGGACCGGGAAGGGCGUUUGGGCAAUCGACGUGGCCGACAUGUUUCCCGAUGCGACGGUACGCGGAGUCGAUCUCUUCCCGCCCCCAGUAUCCUGGAUGCCACCAAAUUGCAUUCUCGAGGUCGAUGACGCCCUGCAAGAGUGGACCUGGCGUGAGCCUUUCGACUUGAUACACAUGCGAAUCAUGAUUGGAUCCUUUUCUGAGCCGGAGUGGGAUCGUGUGUACAAACAAUGCUACGACAAGCUACAGCCUGGUGGAUGGAUCGAACAAGUCGAAGCCAGCCCUGUGAUAUUAUGCGAUGACGGUAGUCUCCCACCUGACAGCAUUCUCCAUACCUGGGGCGUCUACACGAUGGAGUGUGCUAAGAAAGCCGGGCGCGAGUUGGAUGCGAUCGACACUAUGUGCGACAGCAUUCGCAAGGCCGGCUUUGUAGACGUCCAUGAAAAGGAAUAUAAGUGGCCUAUCGGCCCAUGGCCCAGAGACAAGAGGCUUAAGGAAGCCGGCGUGGUCAACUUCCAACACUGGAUGUCUGGAAUGGAGGGAUGGUGUAUGUGGUUGUUGACCAAAUUUGGAUCACCUCAGCCGUGGACGAAGGAGGAGGUCCUCGUGUACGUCGCGAAACUACGUACGGAAUUGAAGACCCCGCGGUAUCACAUCUAUCAGAGAGCGCGAAGGGUAUGGGCUCGGAAGCCUUUUGUGGAUGAGCUAGAACCUGAAAUCAAAAGGGAGCCAUCGCCUUAA
Molecule: messenger RNA, 942 nt
Organism: Penicillium brasilianum
Lineage: Eukaryota; Fungi; Ascomycota; Eurotiomycetes; Eurotiales; Aspergillaceae
Source: the annotation of a GenBank genome assembly